GACUCAGGAUGACUCUGUGAUCUUGCUAGCUGGCAAGGGAGAGGCGAAGCACAGAGAGCAGCAGAUCAGACCAUACUGAGCUCCCUUAGAGCGGCUGAGACCCGUGGAGGAUGCUGGCUGCCAAGUGGCUGAGGAGGGCCUCACUCUAAGGUGGGAAAGCAGGUCUCAGCGGGACAGCUUCCUCUGCUCCUGGGCUCACCAUGGCCUUCACUCUCUGGCUGGACGGCUGACGUGACUGUGUGCCCCAAGUGUGCACGCUGCUGGACUGGGUGCCGUCCCAGGUACCACCUGCUCUCAGGGUCUGGGAGCAGGACAGGUGGGCAUCAGAUGCUACCAAAAGCCGGACGGGGCAGAGCGAUGGACUCCGACAAGCUAAGAUGGAAGUGACCUGAGGCCUCGCCCAGGCAGUUUUCUCUUGACAGGAUAGCUUAAGAGUUGGAGCACAGGCUUGUCUGGGGAGCAGUAUGCAGGAAGCUGGUUUUCAGGCCACAAAUGCUUUCACAGAGUGCAAAUUCACCUGCACCAGCGGUAAAUGCUUGUAUCUUGGUUCACUGGUCUGUAAUCAACAGAACGACUGUGGGGACAACAGUGAUGAAGAAAAUUGUCUCCUGGUGACCGAGCAUCCACCUCCCGGCAUCUUCAACUCGGAACUAGAGUUUGCCCAGAUCAUCAUCAUCGUCGUGGUGGUCACGGUGAUGGUUGUGGUCAUUGUCUGCCUACUGAAUCACUACAAAGUCUCUACACGGUCCUUCAUCAACCGCCCACAUCCAAGCAGGAGGCAGGAGGACGGGCCACAACCGGAAGGGCGCCUGUGGCCUUCAGACAGCUCCGGGCCUCGGCCAGGGGCCUCAGAGAUCAUGUAUGCCCCGAGGUCCAGGGACAGGUUUACUGCCCCAUCCUUCAUCCAGAGGGACCGGUUCAGCCGCUUCCAGCCCACCUACCCCUACGUGCAGCACGAGAUCGACCUUCCUCCCACCAUCUCCCUAUCCGAUGGGGAGGAGCCGCCUCCUUACCAGGGGCCCUGCGCCCUGCAGCUCAGGGACCCUGAACAGCAGAGGGAACUCAACCGAGAAUCUGUGAGGGCCCCGCCCAACCGAACCAUAUUCGACAGCGAUUUGAUAGACAUUUCUGUAUACAGUGGGGGCCCGUGUCCGCCGAGUAGCAACUCGGGCAUAAGUGCCAGCACCUGCAGCAGUAACGGGAGGAUGGAGGGGCCGCCCCCGACCUACAGUGAGGUGAUGGGCCACUACCCUGGCGCCUCUUUCUUCCAUCACCAGCACAGCAGCGCACACAGGGGGAGCAGACUGCCGUUUCAGCAGGACAGCUCAGGGGGCACGGUGCUGCCCAUCCAGGGCAAGGACAGGAAGCCUGGGAACCUCGUCUGACCCUCUGACGUGCACUGGAGGAGGCAGAAGCCAAGGAGGGAUGAGGGCCUCAUUGCCUCCGCUCCCAGGCACAGU
Molecule: messenger RNA, 1460 nt
Organism: Puma concolor (puma)
Lineage: Eukaryota; Metazoa; Chordata; Mammalia; Carnivora; Felidae
Gene: LDLRAD4
Product: low density lipoprotein receptor class A domain containing 4
Biological process (GO): negative regulation of transforming growth factor beta receptor signaling pathway
Cellular component (GO): early endosome membrane; Golgi membrane
Molecular function (GO): R-SMAD binding
Source: RefSeq, a predicted model, not a curated record